Messenger RNA from Centruroides sculpturatus (bark scorpion), 7161 nucleotides. RefSeq names its product zinc finger protein 729-like. The record is from RefSeq and is a predicted model, not a curated record. NCBI's taxonomy places the organism in Eukaryota, Metazoa, Arthropoda, Arachnida, Scorpiones, Buthidae. Gene Ontology annotation, cellular component: nucleus. The transcript is spliced from 3 exons. Bases 1206 to 7064 code for a protein of 1952 amino acids. Gene Ontology annotation, biological process: regulation of gene expression.
UCGGCACUAAACCAUGCGAUUUCUGACCUUCAGAACGUGUCAUAUUGUCAACUCUAAUAUCUUCCUUCGGGUACCACGUCAGCAAACGUGCAGCUGCGUCAUCUACGUCUACACCGCUGUAAACUUCUUUCCAGCUUUUUGGACGCUCGGGGGUUGUUUCCGAUGACGUUUUAGUAUCUUGUUAGGACCAAGCUUAGUCGGUUGUGCAGCUGGCUGUAACAAAUUUAGUGUACGACAUCUCUUCGCCGUUCUUCACUCGACUAGCGCUCUUCGGUGUACGUGUACAGCGCGCGAGUCUUUCGGGGGGGUAGGAAAGGAAAAGCAAUAGAGCAUGCGCCCCCUCCGUCCGACUGUUUCGCGUAUCUUCUAUACGGAAACGGCACAUCCUUAAAGGGAUAUCUUUGCAACGUAACCGACGAUAAUUUUGCAAAACCCGAGCAGAAAAUCUCUCUAGUGUUACAACCAGCGCUGGGAGGAAGGGAGGGGGGGAGUUGCGAAAAAACGUGCGCCGGUAUCUAAGCACUUCCGUUGUUUGCUAUUGCUGCGUGGCAAAUUGAGGGUGGUGAGUUAACGUUUUUAUCUCGCGCGCUUCUUCUUCGACCCCCCUCGCAAACGGGCGGAACAAGUGCACAAGAAACGGGGGGAAAGCAAAACAAAGAAAGAAAGUGGAACCAGCAAAUGCACCAACCCACCAUCCACGUGGGUGAAAACGCAAGAGGAAUGGUCCGUCACGUGACUCGUGCCUGUAUCUAACCCCUCGCUCGAUGGUAACGACAAAUACCACGAUAAGGUACAACUGUAGUGUGUCGUUACUUAAGUAAGAAUAGUUCGAGCAGUGUUAUAGAUGUGUUUCGAGGCCUUCGAUUGUUUCUUCUGUGGAACUAACAAAAUGGCGCACCACAUAGGAAGUUGAUGAUCCUGUAGAAACUACUCCAUUACAGAACUGAACAGUUUACUCGAAGACACCAGAACGUACACAGUACAGGACAGUGAAGAAGUUAUUUUUACGUUCUCUUAUCCAGGAUACUGUUACUGAUACAGUGUUACUUGAUUCGUGGUAGCAAUUUAGGAUGCGCAGAGCAAACGGACUCGUUCAGAUAUACGAAUGCGUUUCCAGAUCACCAAAAAAGUUGCAUGUUACCUUAUUUUAUCUGAACGGCCAACCAUGUCGUUGAUUUUGUGAUUGGUUUACGAAGCAUGUUCCGAUGUUCGUUACUAUGCCAAAUUCAGGAAGAUAUCCUUGCGAGAGUUGUAAUUAUGUUGCAGUCAGCCGACGCAUGCUGUCUCGUCACACCACUAUCGCUCACGCAUCGCAGGCAUUCAAGUGCCCGCUGUGCCCUUUCGUUUCUUGUUAUCAGGCAAAUUUAUAUAGGCACAAAAGGGAUAUUCAUGGUCUUGGGAGAGUGACGGCUUGUGAGAUUUGUGGUUUUUUUGCUUCCAGUGUAGAAGAACUCAUACAGCACAAGGACAACAAUCAUCAGGAUCAGAUAGAGUGGCUGAAGAAGAAGUACGCCAACGAGAGAAUCCGGCUCGGUGUUGAGAGCAAGGAAGCUGCAGUUGGUGGUGGUCAGAAUGAAGAAAAGUUGUUUGUUAACAGAAACAGCAGCAUUCCUAAAGAUCACGAGGCUGGUACAAGCCACAUUAACAGAGGCCUUCCAGACGAAUUAGCCAUUAAAGACAACAGCAUAGAAAUGGGAACCCGUCAGCUCAGCCCCCUGAAGAUAAGAAGAAGUUAUGUCUGCAAUGAAUGUGGCCUGACGACGAUUGACCCCAGGGAAUACCUGUAUCAUAGAAGAGACAUUCACGGAGAAAGAAUGACAAUUCACGAAUGUAAGAGUUGUGUGUACGCUUCUCGGCAUGUUCAGAAGUUGCAGAGGCAUUACACUCUCGUACAUCACAAAUCUAUGGAAGAGGAUGAAGAUGAAUUUAUUAACGCAGCUAACAAUUCUUCCCCGAAAGAUUCAAUUGAUUCCAACAUUCCCAAAGCCAGUAAUAAAAUUCUGGAUGACUACGAGUUUAAGGACGAAUUGGCAAAUAAAAGCAAGCCAUUGCAUAGGAAAUCAACAGCUCGGAAGUCGGUCGUCAAAGUAUUAAAGUGUUCAGAGUGUCCUUUUCAGACUCAGAAUAAUAUUGUCCUUCUUCAGCACGAGAAAGAAGCACACAAGAAGAAGAAAUUCUACCAUUGCAUGCAGUGUGGAUACGGAACUAAUAAUAAAAGCCGUUUCACCAGGCAUUUGAAAUACCAUGCACUGCCGAAAUUAAAAUGUGAAUAUUGUGAUUUCAAAAGCGCGUACAAGUGGAAUAUGGAUCGGCACAUGAAAAAUCACAUGGAACAAGGUGAAUUUGAAUGUAACAAGUGUUCUUUCACAACUAAUACUAAGCAGUCGUUAACGGUACAUUUGGAUUAUCAUCAUGGGAAUUCUAUUCAUCCGAAAUCCAGAAAAUAUAACUUAGAAACUAGUUCAGAUUUAAGUAUGGAACAGUUUGUUAUGCAGGAUGAUUCCGGGUCUCAUUCGAGUGCUGAUGACGAUAGCGAUUCAUUCGAAAAUGCAGAUACUUUCGAUAUCAGUGAAGAUAAACCUUUGGAUAUAAAUUAUUUCGAAGAUUUCUAUGAAGAUGAACGGGGCAAUUUAUCAAAGCACGAGUACAAGUACAAAAGAAAUUCCGAAAGUACUAAGAAGCACUGUUGUCCUAUAUGCGAUGCUCAAUUUCCUCAACUUUCCUCGGUGGGUCAGCAUUUAAAAGAAGAACAUUCAGAGAGCGUGGAAGCAAACAACAUUGCUGUAGUUGUCGACAUGCUCACACCCCGGAGGAAAACCAGGAGCAGUGAAAGUUCUAUUGAGAGACAACAUGAGACGUCUGGCUCCUCAAAAAUGCAGGAAAAGGAAAAGACUCGACUGGAACCAACGUGCAACAUCUGUGGAUAUAAGACUAGGUGGACUUCCGAAAUGAUAAAGCAUCAACGCGUUCAUUCAGGCGAGAAACCAUUUGAGUGUAACAUCUGCAAUUACAAAUGUAGAUGGAAGGGUGACCUGACCAGACAUUUUGAAAAAUUCCACAAACAAAGAAUUCCAACUCCCGAAUUUCUCAGCCUCGAUAAAAUAAAAGUUGCUCAAGAUGAAAAUGGCUCCACUUCUCGUCAUUCGGCUGGUGUGGAUAUGACUCGCGACUCGUUAUCUUCGGAUCAGGACGGUCCCUUAGAUUUGACCAUUGCUAACAAAAUUGAGAAGUGUGACGACUUCCUGGCAAAGAGUAACUAUUUAAAAAUUAAUCAUAAGUUAAUCAGCACUAGAGAAAGCUUAGCUCUUAAAAGGAAGUUUGAAUAUGAACCGCCGCUUGUCGCGCCUCCUUCGAAAGUAUUAGUUAAAAAGUACCAAUGCACUUAUUGCGGUUUUAUGACUAAAACAGCAUCUCGUUUCCACGUCCACAUAGUACAGCACUUUAAUAAAAGACCCUUUGUAUGUUCCAUUUGCGGUUAUCGCUCUAAUUGGCAAUGGGACAUAACCAAACACAUAAAGAUGAAAGCCAUCAGAGACAAUAGCCAUUCGGACGCGACUGUGUUGAUCACUGACGAAACGGGGAAUAAAAACUACGAUAAGUACAAACAGUAUUUAGUAGAAGUCGAAGAAAGGAAGGACGGGAGGACGGCGGAGAAACAGGACUUUGUCCAAUCCGAAGGCACGAGUAAGAGGAAGCGAAUUCAAGAUGAUGAUGACGAGAGCAUGGCAUCAGGAAUAGCAGAACCAGAAAACAUAGUUGUUACUCCUGACUUGCCUUUCUCACUUGAAGAGAACAAUCAGGCUAAUUCGGCUGCAGUUCUGGCAGAUCAGAGACAAAAGGCAUUCAGGAAAUUCUUUUAUUGUAAACAUUGUCCACUCAAGCACCAAGAGAAGAAAUUCGUAGUCAGUCAUCUUGCAGUGCAUGCCGGAAUAAAGCUGUUUUAUUGUAAACUCUGUGAUUUCUCCACAAAUUGGAGGCAUGUCAUCCUACGCCAUAUCAGAUUAUCGCAUAAUGGAGACUUGGAACUCCUGGAAAGUCGUGUGACAUACACGACGGAAGGGCGGAUCAUAGGAAUAACCGACAUCAAAAAAGAACACUGGAUAAAUGAAAACACUGUCUCGCGACCCAAACCCAUUGGCGCAUCUCUGCGAUGCGAAAUAUGUCCCUAUUCCUGCCAGAAAGAAGCUCACAUGAAAGUUCACAUGAAGCAGCAUCAGCCGCGAGACGGUGCAAACUUAAAAUGCAUGUUCUGUCCGUAUUACGUGAAGUUCCGCAAGACAUUAAUUCUUCAUUUAGAACUGCAUAAAACUAGUGACGAUACUUCUAAUGUUGAAGAUAACAAAAAUAGUAAUGCAGAUAGCACGAAUAACUCUAUGAAUAUUUACAAGGAAGCGAACGAGAGUGAAAAUAUUGAUAAUGUAGCGUUCACUUUCGAAAAUCUAAAUAAUCUUUCAAAUAGAAAGAAGCGCUUACUCUUAGGUAAAAAGAAACAUGUCUGUGAACAGUGCCCCUAUCAAACAGAAAACAAAACUCAGUAUCUGUACCAUAAACAGUUUCAUCGUCCAAAUAAAGCCGCCAAAUAUAAAUGUAAGCUGUGUUCCUACUGGGCAACUCAUCAGCAUCUCAUGUCUCAACACUUGAAAGUGCAUAAUAUAAAUAAAUCUUACACGCUGAUUGGAAUUGAUCCUGAAUCUAAUAAACUGGUCCAUUCCAGUCAGGAAGUAGAUGAAAACAAUAGCCAAGUUGUGGAUGGUAACCAGCAGUCGAACCAAAUUCAGCCGGUUAUUGUAAAGAAGGGGGAUGUGUAUUUCCGAAUGUACAAGUGCAGUUACUGUCCGAUGAUGAAUAAGCGAAGAGCAAAUGUUCGCAUUCACCAGAAGAUGCAUUUAAAAUCAAAGCUAACGAAAUAUUCCUGCCCACUCUGCAACUACAAAUGUAACAAUCAAGGUAUUAUAAGUGCCCAUAUGAAGAUUCAUGGAAAGGAUAUCACAGAUGCUGUGGUUAAUAAUCCUAAUAGCCAUGGUGACGUAGAGCUUAUAAGAACCAAUGUAAACGAAUCGGCAAAAAAGAAAAUAUUUAAUUAUUUUUGUAUGAAAUGUCCCGCUGUGUUUAAGACGAGCGCGGAUAUGCAAAUUCACAAGACGUUCCAUGGUGCUUUGUAUCCUUACCAAUGUCCACACUGUGAUUACAGAGCUAAACACAAACCUCACCUCCACAAGCAUCUCCUAGUCCACACACCUGAAUACAUUGCAAAGCGAGAGAUAUCACAUGGUCCACCCGUGGUUGCCAAUAUAGCGGAAGGAGGUACGGUUGCCAGAACCAGUGAGGCCAACCAGAUGAUGUUGCUCGAAGAGGCUGAGAUGAAAGCCGUCAUGGCAGGUACGGUUACAAAACGCCCAUACAAGUUACACAGGUGUACGUUCUGUCCUGCCAUGUUCUUUAAAAGUACGACGUUGCAGUAUCACACCUCAUUGCACAAGAGUAACGGACUCUUCCGCUGUUCUCACUGCAAUUAUGCUGUCGACAGUAAAAUUAACUUAAUGACUCAUGAUAAACUUCACACCAUUCAGCCUAGAAAACCAAAGUCUAAACAAGUUCCGGGAUUUAUGUGUUGUCCGAAGUGUCCUGCCAUGUUCAAUAAAGUUGAUCGGUUUCAUAGGCAUUUACGAUUGCAUGGGCAGAAUAACAAGUAUACGUGCGAACACUGUGAUUAUUCUGUACAGCUGCAAGCCAACUUGUUUAAUCACAAAGUAGUUCACACCAAGUCCUACGCAGAUCGUAAACGAGACGUCAACAUCGUUUCAUCCGAAUUAGCGUUCUCUGCAGAUAACAUGCCGUUAUUUGAAAAUGUCAAAGUCCUAGAAGAAAAUGAUAAUAAACCUUACGUGUGUGAUCGCUGUCCUUAUCAUCAUCCUCGCAAAGAAACUGUACAAAAUCACCAAAAAUAUCAUAAUUCAAAUGAAGGAAUGAAAUGUCCUUACUGUGAUUACUUCUCUUCACAACCAUUAUUCAUGAGGGAUCAUAUCAAAGUGCAUUUUCAGACAGAGAUACCUGUACAACCACAGGGAUUCACGAAAAACGAGAAUGUAGAAAUAUGGUGCGUGGUCGACGGCAAGCGAGAAAUACUGUUCAGAGACAGGGGGGCUGACGUGUUUAAGAGUAAACGAUUUUUCCCUCCUGAGGAGGAAAUGCAGCAGCGCUAUGCAAACGGAGAUUGCGAUUCAAGUCCAGUUUCUCCGAAGAAUGUCUCAAUGCUUAAUGUUCCUAUAGAGCAAACCUCACUUGAUACCAAAGAAACAAACAAUACAGAAAAUCUCAUUCCCAAUUGUCUUUCGAACGAGAAAUCCUCUAGCGACAUCGAACAAGUUCUAGGCGAUAAAGAAGAAUUUGUACCGAUUUCGCAAAAUGUAACCACUGCCUUAACCAAUGAAGAAAUUCAUGAUAAAUGUGAUGUUAAACUUUCUACCAUUAAUGGGACAAAUGGGAAUUUAUCUUACAAAAAUAUGGACGAUGCCGAAGAGCUGUGUAUAAUAGAGGACGAUGAUAAUUUUGUGGAAAGUUCGGAUUUAUGUGACGAACCAAACUCUAUGGUGUUGUCGGCAUCGGAGAAGAACGAAGAGUUUGUUGUGGAGGAAGAAGAUAAAUCAAUAAAUGCGUGUGGUGGCACGCUUAGUUCUGUACAAGGAAAUCUCUAUGGAGGGACCAAUAAUAAUACUUUUAAUACGGAUCUAGUGGAUAACGAAGAAUUACAGUUAAAUUUAAAUAGUUAUUAUUUUGAUACGAGUAAAGAUAAUACUGCCACAAACAUUGCCAAUGUAGUAGAACUGGAAUGGAGGACAGAUGAAGCUAGUGAACAGGUGAUAACAGAUGUCAUGAUGAGCGAGGGAUGCGAACAGAUCGGAGAGUCUGAGAUGGAAGUGGGAGCACCAGCGAGUGAUGACCCAUCCUCCAGCAUUGGCAGGGAUGCAUUUGCCGAUUCUUCGGCUGAAGACGGGUGCAACCGGAGCGAACUGAUGUCGGACACUGAUGGCAACAUACUUUCCGAGGUCUCCAUGCAGAUAUAGAGAUUUAAUUAUCUAAAUCUAUUUAAAGAGAUGUAAUAUACUGCAUAUUUUGUUGAACGACAAUAGUUAAACUGGACGCGAAGGGCGCGAAAGUGAA